AUUGACGGUGACGGUUGCUGUUAACGGAAUUUUUUCAGAAUAAAAUGCAUUUUGAGUGCUGAAUAAAAGUGUUUUUUUUCUGCUAAUCAUACAUUUUAAGAGUGAAGAAAAAAAUAAAAAAAAUUGUUAUUAAAUUGAAUUUAAAUACUUGCAAGUGAGGUGCUUCAAAACUACAAGAAAAUACUAAAAAAUAUUUUUGAAUAAUAAAAUAUAAAUAUUGAAGUGCAAGCAUUUCGUGUGUGCGUGUAACUACCAUUGUGGCAUAAAAAAAAAUCGUGCGUACUUUAAUGCCAUAAACCCAAGCAAGGCAAGGCAAACAACUUCCAAAAGUGUUUAGCUCAUUGUUGUUGUUCGCAAGCGGUUUUAUUUAAUUUCCAGCUUAUUGUCACUGCUGUCAACUUUGAAUUUUUGUGCAGCUGUUUUGUUAUGAUUUUUAUGUGGCUCCUACUUUCAACGCAGCAAAUGUGCCAGUUUUAAGUGCCGCGACGUGCUCAAGUGUUGAAAGCUAGCAAAGAAGGCUGCUUUACUACUACUACUACCACUGUGCUUUGCAUAUUGCUAAGCAACAACAACAACAUUACAGUUACAACACUGGCAUAGCUUUCGCGUGUUACUGUGUGUGUAAGUCCUUCCCCCCCCGAGUCCUUUGCCAAGCACCAGCAGCAUCAGCACUCCGGGUGUCUUAGGCAGCGUGCGCGUGCAAGCAUAAAUUUCGUUGACUCUAAAGUAGUCGUGGGACGGAAAGUCCAUGCGCGUAAAUUUUAUUGCUUGCAUUUGGCUAUAAAAUGUAAAAUUGGCGAAUGAAAAUAUUUGUACAUAACAUCAUAAUAAAAUCGCCUAUAAAAUGGUGUCGUCGCGCUGUCGUAAAGUGUCAGUAAUUAUGUGCAUGUGAAAAUAUUUCUCUUUGACAAGCAGAGAAAAAAACAAAAAAUAAACACUUUGGGUGUGAAAUCGUUAGUGGUCCCAAAGUAGCUGCAGUGACUUUAGGCAGCAAAAUUUAAAAAAAAUUGUAAGACAUAAUUCGCUAGAGGAGACCGCUAUGUAGUUGCAACCAAUUCGGUAUACAAGGGCUUUUCUUCAUAAAAAAGAUCACUAACUAAGGCAACUACGGACACUUGUAAACAACUAAUAAAUCAGAGACCAAACAACAGUUACAGCAGUAUGCGAAAUUUAAUUGUCAACAGUGCCGCUUUUGAAGACUUUGGCGGCGCGCUUUAUGACUGCCCAGCUUACACGCCCACACAGACGCGCUCAUAAUGUGCUGCAACAAUGAGAACAGUUUAAUCCUUUCAAUCCAACCGUGUAGUAACAACAACAACGCCACAAACAAUUUGAGCUGAUUUAUUGCCACGCACGUGACGGAGCAAGAGCAAGAGCCGAGCCAGAGCUCAAACUGCAAAGGCAGAACCACACACACCGCAAUGAUAAUGGAUGCACAUAGCACUGCGACGAUGUGGCGACGACGCAAACCAAUAACAACAACAACCACCGCUAAGCCACUUUACAACACAGCAACAUGGACUUUAAUCAUACUGUUGUUCAACAUCGCCUCGGCGGCGCUGACUUUAGCCGGAGCUUUGGGCAACACAACAAACGAGGCGUCGGCGCUGGCACAGCAUAACAAUGAAACCAACAAUGCAACAACAACAAUUGUUACAAAAGCACAUAAAGCUAGUGCGAAAGCUGAGUCUACCGAGACGCAGCUCAUAGUGGUACCAACAACAACACCGGUGUCCGGUGAUGGCUUUACGCCAAUGAGCACGGUGAGCGCUGUGACGGCUUUGAGUGAGAGCUCGCUGAGCGCGAGCACAUUGAGCACGACCACGAGUAUGCAUCGUAGCGGCAGCUUGGAUGUGCGCUAUGAGGUCGAGCACAAAGCCGAUCUCAUCAACGAUCCUUAUGUGCAAAUCGUUUUCUGCAUCAUCUAUGCGACGGUCUUCGUGUUGGGCAUCUUUGGUAAUGCGUUGGUCUGCUAUGUGGUCUUACGCAAUCGUGCCAUGCAUUCGGUGACCAAUUACUUCAUCACAAAUCUGGCGAUCUCCGACAUACUGCUCUGCGUGUUGGCCGUACCCUUUACGCCCCUCUACACUUUCAUGGGACGCUGGAUAUUCGGUGCCGCCAUGUGUCACAUGGUCUCUUAUGCGCAGGGUUGCAGUAUUUAUUUGUCGACAUUUACGCUAACCGCGAUCGCUGUGGAUCGUGUGUUCGUGAUCGUUUUCCCCUUCAAGCCGCGCAUGCAAAUACGCACCUGCUAUUAUACGCUCGCUUUUAUCUGGUGCUUCUCGUUGAUCGCCACCACGCCGUAUGCCUUAUAUAUGCGCGUUGUUGUUGCGCAUGUCAAGAAGAAGUACGUGAACGAAGGCGUCACGUUCAUUACGGACGGUCCAACUAAUCUGCUGGAACAUCUGAAUAGCACAGCAGCACCGUAUGGCGUUUAUAUGCUGACCGAUGUGAUUACGACGGUGGCCUCUAUGACGGGCGUCGAACUGAAUUUGAAUGCCACGGGGAUUGCAGAGUAUGAUGAUGACGCCACGAUAUACUGCGAGGAGAAUUGGCCUUCGGAGAGUUUUCGUCGCGGUUUCGGUAUACUGACAACGACUGGACAGUUUAUUAUGCCGUUAGGCGCAAUAACGGUUUGCUAUAUUUGGGUGUCGGUGCGUCUGAAUAUGCGCGAACGCUGUCGGCCCGGCGCUAAGUCGGCGGCCCGCGAUGCGGCCGAUCGUGAACGUAAGAAGCGCACGAACUUCAUGCUAAUCGCAAUGGUUGGCGUCUUCGCUUGCUCGUGGCUACCGAUGAAUAUUGUCAAUAUGGUCGAUGAUUUCUAUGACAAAUCGAAUGAUUGGUCUUUCUACACGUUCAUUUUCUUCAUAACGCAUGCGCUCGCGAUGUCAUCGACCUGCUACAAUCCCUUCUUGUACGCCUGGUUGAAUGAGAAUUUUCGCAAAGAGUUCAAGCAUGUCUUGCCCUGCUUCAAUCCAUCCAAACAUCGUCAAAUGAAUCGUUACUGUUACAAUCGCUCGGAUCGCAAUACAUGCGGUGGUGCGCGUCGCAAUGACAUGAGCAAUGGUGUGGGUGUGAGCAUAGAUAUCGAUGAGGGUGAUGAUGAGAAUGAGAAUGGCGUUACGCAGGAGACUUCGUUGGCACGCGCGAAAGAGAAAUGCACGGGCGAGUCACACGAGUUGACCUGCAGCAACGGUGGUGAUGCUUUAAAGUCAAAUAAUAAGUGUUGCAAUACGGUGCUGGUGCAUGGUACACAUGUGGUGGAUAUCGCGCUGAAUGAUAAGAAUCAAAAUCUUGAUUGUAGCAUUGCCAUGGAUGAGGAUUGUGUGUCGGGCGAUGAGCAUACGGUGGAGAUGCAUUUCACGGAGACUGCGUUCGUGAGUUUGGACAAUGGCAAGGAUAUAUGCCUGCUGGAAGCCGGCUGCAACAACAAAGAGGUGGGCGAGCAAAUUUUUAACUAAGGCCGGGUGAGUUUAGUGCGUAAGGUGGGGUGGGACGGACAGUGAGAGGGCGUCGGAGUUAGACAGAGAUAGAGAGCGAGAAAGAGAGAUAGAGAAAGAGGAAAUGUGAGAGAAAGAGAGAGAUAAUAUUUGGUGUACAAGAAAAUUGGUACAAAAUUGUAGGAAUAAAGUCAUAACAGUGACACUGACAUUAGACAGCUGAAAUCGCCAGCAAUUUGUGAUGAGGACAAUAGAGCAUCAGCUCGUUCCCAAACUGAUGAGAUUUCGGCUGAAGCGGUCUUAAGUUCGAGCUCAUCAGCUCUGCUGAUGUCUCAAGUCUUUAUUCGACUUCGAAGAGAAAAUUGACCUAUAAGCAAUUCUGAGAAUGUCUUCUUUAGCAAAUCCAAUGUCGAAUUUGUUCGUUGGAUUUGUUCAUUUCUACACAAUUUUCAUUGUUGGUGGUAGUGCUGGAAUUCAAAUUUUGUGUUCGACGAUUUGUUCAAUAAAAGAGAAAAUUUUCUAUCUUGUCUGUAUUCGAGCGAACAUAUUCGUCAUUGAAUGGCAGUAUCCCCCAUUGCGAGUGUCGACUGGCAGAAGAUAAUCGAUAUUAUCGACUACAGGUGCUAUUGUAAGUGUCUAUCAGUCGGUCAACCAUCCACUGUGAAUGAUUUUUAAUCGCUUAUUUGUUGAUAAAAACUGUUAAAUGGUUGGAAAUUUUUAAAUUAAAUCGACUCAAUCGACUUCAGGUUAUUCUACUGUCAGUAGACAGUCACAAUAGGGAGUUUUGGGCAAAUGUAUCAACUGUUCGGCGAACAAAUUCGACUAUAGCAAAAGGUUUUAAGUAUUUCUCUAUUACCAAUUAAUCAGUAACCACAUAGUAGAACACACUUUCCAAUCCCUAAACAGACAUCCUGCGACAAUUAAAAGGCGUUCUUUGGUCUCAACACUUAUACUAUGACUUAUAGUUGUCUAAUCUGACCUAUAUCUUUUUAUCUUCUUCUCAUCUAUCUUGAGUUUUUGCGGUACGAAAUUAGGAGUUCAUUUAAGCUAACGUGUCCAACGACCUAGGUCAUAUUUCGAGCCGACGAAUAAAUUAAGAGCAUUGCUUGGUAGGGCCAUA
Molecule: messenger RNA, 4560 nt
Organism: Zeugodacus cucurbitae (melon fly)
Lineage: Eukaryota; Metazoa; Arthropoda; Insecta; Diptera; Tephritidae
Gene: sNPF-R
Product: neuropeptide F receptor
Exons: 2
Coding region: 1422-3461 (679 amino acids)
Biological process (GO): G protein-coupled receptor signaling pathway
Cellular component (GO): plasma membrane; neuron projection
Molecular function (GO): neuropeptide Y receptor activity; neuropeptide binding
Source: RefSeq, a predicted model, not a curated record